CUUAAAUGUUUUUCAAAAUCAGAAAGUUAAAGCGCUGAUUUAAGUGAAUCAAGAAAAAUAGUUUUUUUAAAAAGUUGAGAAUUUAAAUAGAAAUCAGCAUAGAAAUGAGUGCAGAUUGGGAUGAAAUAAAGCGUCUAGCAGCAGAUUUUCAAAAAGCUCAGUUGUCAUCAACUCUAGCUCGAUUGUCUGAAAGAAAUUGCGUAGAAGUUGUCAGCUUGCUGCUGGAAAAAGGAUUGAUUGAACUAGUCUUUACGACUGAUGGAAAGGAAUAUUUGACAAAUGAUCAAUUGAGAAAAGAAAUAGAGGAAGAACUUUUUGUGAAUGGACGAAUCAAUUUAGUAGAAAUCACGAAAACAUUGAAUGUUGAUCUUCAGAAAAUUCAACCAAUCGCUGAAAUAAUAGCUCAAGAAGAUCCUCAAGUAACAUUAAUUUUGGGUCAACUUAUAUCCUCUGAAUAUAUUAUUAGAGUAGCUUCUGAAAUUAAUGAGAGAUUGAGUCAAAAUGGAGAAAUUAAUAUAUCGGAACUUACUGGUGCUUAUGACUUGCCUAGUGACUUUUUGCUCAAUGAAGUGGUCCAAAAGAACUUGGGAAAAGUUAUUUUCGGAAAACAGGAUUCAAAUAAUCCAAGAUUACUCUAUACGCCUGCUUUUAUUACUCGAUGCAAAGCCAAAAUUCGUGGUGCAUUAAAUGGAAUCACAAAACCUACACCUGUUUCGGCUAUAAUUUCACAAAUUGGAAUGCCUGAAAGGAUAUUUUUCUCGCUUACAAAUGAUAUUAGCUCAACUGGAACUAUGACAUCAAGAUCAGCUGCUGGAGUUUAUGUUCCUCAUAUCUAUACAAAAACACAAAUUGAAUGGGUUAAAAGUUUCUUUAAACAGAAUGGAUAUCUUGAAUAUGAUUCUGUAGCUUCUUUGGGAGUUGGCGAUGCUAAACAAUUUAUACAGAAGCAGCUGACUGGCGAAAAAUUGACAUUCCUCAAUAGAUGUGUAGUUGGACAACGUAUUAUUGAUCAAGUUGAAUCGACUUUAGAAGAAUCUAUUGCAACAAGCAGCUAUUUGGAUGUGUCGACAAUUUUGCCAAGUGCAAUAGCUGGAGAAGAAGACGUUGAGAAAUUAAUACAGAUCGUUUUAACGCCAAGCAAACAGAGACUUACACAAGUUUUUAACAAUUUAGUUUUGACUACAAAAUAUAUUGACAACUUAUUAAAACCUGUUUACGAGAUUGGUGAUGUGAAUGCAAAAACAUCUGUCGAUUCUGGAUCAUAUCAAAAGUAUAUAGCAGAAAAAACAAUAAAGCACAAAGACGUUGAAACUGAUGAACAAUUUGGCAAAGCGGAUAAACGUGAUGAGCGCAGAAAGAAAGCAGCUUCAGGAAAGGCAGGUGGAGGCGCUCAAGGUCGUGAAACGAAAACAAAAUCUACAAAAAAGCAUCAGCGAGGAAAUAAAAAUAAAGAUUUUGAUGAUUCAGAGUCUGAUGAAGAGGCUCAAAAUGUCACGAAUAAUAAAAAGAAAGCUUCAAAAGAUGUUCAAUUGACACUCGUGAGCGUUAGUGAUAUUAAAAAGGUUAUCAAAACGACAUUAGAAAACGACGGAUUAGAGGAAUUAGUCACCGAGAUUGCCAAUUAUUAUCAAAUGCAAAUUAAUAAGUAUGCGAUGAAUAAGGCACAUGAGUUGUAUGAGGUGUCAUUGCAGAAUAGCAUGCAAAAUCGGAAACAAACUCACAGCACUUUGCAGGAUAAAUUAAACAACUAUAUUAAUGACAUCAGAUUAUAUGAAAAGGGUUUGAAAAUGUUUACAUCUGUUGAUGUGCAGUCACAAUUAAGCAAAUAUUUACUCAAAAGUCUUGGAAGUGAGUUUUUCAACGAAAUUUGCAAUUAUGUUGCUUUGGAAAGUGACUUAAAUUUUGUCAGUUCUAUUACUUCACAACUGACAAAUGAACAAAAGAACCGAAUUAUAGCCGAGUGUGAGAGCAUUUUCAAACAGCCUUUAACUGCGUUGAAUAAGUCACUUAAUGAUAAUGUUGAGGAAUUCUUAAUUGCAGCUGAAAAUAUGCUCGGCGUAUGCAGCAUGAUUCUAAAGAAAAUUGAUAAGAAGAAAGACAAGCAAAUCAUAUUAAUGCAUAAACAAGGUUUAUUGGAUCAAUUAUACAAGUGCAAUGAACCUUCCUUAGUUCUUCAUUUAGCAUGUUUGAUUAUUUUCACCAUUGGAACUGGAUCUAUGAUUCAUGCGUCUGGAAAAUUUGUAUCUACGAUACUUGAUUUUCUAGCAAAUGGCUAUUUAUCGGAUGAAGACCAUUUGUUAUUGAGGAAAUUCCACGAUUUAGUGUUGCAGCACUUUAAGGCUGACAGUGAUGAAGCAAGAGCUGACAUUAUCACGAAAUUAGAUGAAGUUAUCCCAGAAGUAAAGGAUAUGUCAGCAAAUUACAAAAAGAUUGGGAAAAAUAACGAUAAAGAAGAGUAAUGACGUUAUUUUAUAUUUUUUCAGAGAGAACAAUAAAGCACAGAGUGUGUAAUUAAUUCCUCACUAUCUGUCGAUAAGAAA
This is a messenger RNA of Chironomus riparius, 2540 nucleotides long. NCBI's taxonomy places the organism in Eukaryota, Metazoa, Arthropoda, Insecta, Diptera, Chironomidae. The record is from the annotation of a GenBank genome assembly.